Messenger RNA from Colletotrichum paranaense, 1965 nucleotides. RefSeq lists its product as uncharacterized. The transcript is spliced from 5 exons. The coding region runs from base 1 to 1965 and encodes 654 amino acids. Lineage: Eukaryota; Fungi; Ascomycota; Sordariomycetes; Glomerellales; Glomerellaceae. Gene Ontology annotation, molecular function: iron ion binding; oxidoreductase activity, acting on single donors with incorporation of molecular oxygen, incorporation of two atoms of oxygen. The record is from RefSeq and is a predicted model, not a curated record.
AUGAGCGCACCCUUAGAACAGAACGGCUCAGGCCUAUUCAGCCUACCAUGGGAAAUCAGAGAGAAAAUCUACGAGUACUACCUCUCAUUCGAUCACGACGACUUUGGCGACACAGUCCGGCCGCUGCACGUCUACUUCGAGCAAGGGGAAUACAAGAAACCCUUACCGCCGCUCAUGUUAACUUGCAAGCGCGUCUACCGCGAACUCCACCAGCCCGUCCACGCCGACGCCAUCAUGCGCGUACACUCCCACGGCUACGGCGACCGGCGCAUCGGCUUCGCCGUCCACGGGACCCUGCGCUUUGAGCGCCUGCGGCGGCUGUACGUCCUCAUCGCCAUGGAGUAUCCCAACUGGAAUCGGUGGCUGGCCAUCUUCGCCGAAGUAGCGCGGCGGGCGGAGGGUUUGGCGGAGCUUGUUGUUGAUUGGGAGCCGAGGCCGGGGCCGCCGAACCCGAAAGUGUGGGAGGCCAAGUUGACGGAGAAGAAGCAUGAUGAGUUCUUUGGGGUGUUGGCCGCGUUGAAAGGGUUGGAGGUUGCACUUCUCGCCAAAGGCGAAUACGACGAGUAUUCCAUCUUCAAGCCAUACCUCGACAUCCCCUACUUACCCUCUCGAAUUCCUCCUGGAAAACAAGAGAUCUUUUCCUCACCCACACUCUCACUUGCUUCUUUGGCAAGGCACUCUUCACGACCUUUGCUUCCACAGCAGAACCUUUGCACCGCGACAACAACCAAGCUCUUUGCUAAUGACCAGAGAGUCACUCACAAUGAACGUGCAGAGUAUUCGCAUCGUUGCUGCGUGCGUGUCUGCUACGAGGGCGCAGAGGGCCGAGUUGUACCUUACCCUGCUUCCAACUAUCGCAUCAUUACCGAGGAGACCCACCACCGUGAGAUGAUGUUCAACAGACACAUCGUCAGCUACUUCCAGCUCUGCAUCAACGUCAUAAUGGCCUACUUUUUCGGCUUCCUGGUCUGCUACGGCAUGCUCAGCAUCAUCCGCCCUUGCUCUGCUCACGGAACCGUCAACCCGGCCUUCGAGAUCGCCGCUCGCCAGGAGUACUCCCUCGAUAACACCAUGAAUCUUGCUCACUGCAACAUCCAGCUCGAGAAGCGCGGCUACAUUGACGAGGCUGCCUUUCGCCGAGCUCAGCUUACCAACUCCCUUCGUCAUGCGGGCAUUACCAUGCGUGACAUCGACUCUGUUCUCAGCACCGACCAUGAGAUCACUGAUGACAGCGUCAACUGGCACACUCCCGAUGCUGACAUCUUCGCCACUCGUGAUGAUGGUUGCGUUCUCAGCAUCGAGACUACUGAGGGUCCUUUCUACGUCGAGGGAGAGCUCGACCGCUUCGACCUGACCGAUGGCCAGUCUGGCAUUCCCAUGUACCUCGACCUCCAGAUCAUCGACACCGAGACCUGUCAGCCCGUUCCCGACAUCUGGGUUGAAGUCUGGCACACCAACUCCACCGGCAUCUACUCCGGCGUCGUCUCCAAGGCCAACGGCGCAGGCGAAGCUGACCCAUCCAACGCAGACAAGACAUUCCACCGCGGCCUCCGCAAAACCAACGCCAACGGCGCCGUCUGGUUCGGCACCAACCUGCCCGGCCACUACUCCGGCCGCACCCCGCACAUCCACAUUAUGACCCACGUCCCGGGCACCGAGCGCCUCGCCAACGGCACCAUCCAGGACAACGUCGCUACCCACGCGGGCCAGCUCUUCCUCGACCAGAAGCUCGUCGAUACCUUCCGCAAGCACGAGCGCUAUGCCGCCAACGAGCAGACGUUCAUCGAGAACAAGCAGGAUCACUACUUCCGUCAGGAGGCGAACUUUACGGAUCCUGUGAUGAGCUAUGUUCUGCUUGAUCAUGAGGAUCGUGAUAUCGAGAAGGGUGUUAUGGCUUGGAAGCUUGUGGGUGUGAACAUGGCCAAUGUUCGCGAGAUCCACGUGGCUCAUCAGUUGGAGGGUUAG